AUGAGCGACCAACCGACGAACACGAAAGACAAGUUGAUCGAGUCCCUCGAGGUCGCUUUGGAUCAAGAACCGAGCUUCAGUAGUGGCACCAUGGCCCUUCCUCCCGACAGCUUCACGCUCUUCUAUCGGGACCCUGUCACUCACGAUGCGCGAUGUAUGGAUCUUUCUAACGCCACCGAGGAGCAACUCAAGCAUCUCUCCGACACUUGUGCUAUCGCAACGUUUGGACGAAAAAACGAAGACGUUCUCGAUGAAAGUUAUCGGAAGGCUCGAAAGCUUGACUGCAAGGACUUCCCAUGCCAUUUCGAUGCGGAACGGUCGGGAUUGGCCCGGGCGGCAUAUGGGCAGAUCCUGAGCGGAGGUAGAGGCACUCGACCUGUCAAGGUGGAGCUUUACAAACUGAACGUCUACGGCCCUGGCUCUUUCUUCAAAGCUCAUCAGGAUACGCCACGCGCAAAUAAUAUGUUCGGCUCACUCGUGGUAGUGUUCCCAACGAUGCAUGAAGGCGGCGCCCUAUCUCUACGGCCGGACGGCGAAGAUGAAACUGUAUUGGAUUGUGGCGAAUGGUUAUGCAACUCCGAGAUUCCCUCUGUCGCCUAUGUCUCAUUCUUCAGCGACGUCACACACGAGGUCUACCAAGUAGAGAAAGGUUAUCGCGUAACGCUCACUUAUAACCUCUACUACGACAAGUCGGCAUCCGCGACCAAUCAGGAUGCCAUUCCUAAGGAGAUCACCAACCAUGUCGCCGACCUCAGCCAAAACGUUACCCGUGAUUUCUCUCAACUGCUCGCUGACGAGACUUUCUUGCCCGAGGGAGGAAUACUUGGUUUCGGCCUUCGUUACCAAUACGCCAUCGGGCACAGUUCAUAUCACAAACUCGCCAAUAUUCUUCAAUAUCUCAAGGGAAGCGACGCCCUCAUCCACCGCCUUCUUACCAUGAACGGGCUCGAUGCCGAGAUGGUUAUGAUCUACGAGUUCUUCAGCUAUGAAAUCAUGACCCCACGUAUUAUCGGCGGCCUCGAUACGGUUGACGAGGAUUAUCUCCACACGCUGGUGCGCGAGAUCGAUGGUACCAUCAUUAGUACCUCUGAUGACUCCAAGUGGGCACAAGAAAGGGUAAAGGAAGAUGUUUGCUGGAUCACCGCGCGCUCGGAUAUUGUCAACUCUAGCUCCAUCGACUAUGGGACUUAUGGAAACGAACCGGGUAUAGGCACGUCGUAUGGCUCUGUGUCCAUGAUUGCCAGGGUGGGGCCACCAGGAAAAAGGGCGGUGCGCGAGUGA
Molecule: messenger RNA, 1281 nt
Organism: Stereum hirsutum FP-91666 SS1
Lineage: Eukaryota; Fungi; Basidiomycota; Agaricomycetes; Russulales; Stereaceae
Exons: 4
Coding region: 1-1281 (426 amino acids)
Source: RefSeq, a predicted model, not a curated record